ACCAGCGAACGCUUAUUGCCGGUCCUGGGUCACAUGAGAGACAUCCGUCUCCGCGAAAUGAAGCCGCUGUACGGUGGGGUAGAGGGAGGAGGGACCAGCUCGAAUGUUGUGUUGAUUGCUGAAGAUGGAACCAUUGUGGCCAAGGCAGAUGGACCUUCUACCAACCACUGGCUGGUUGGGGUGGACCGGUGUUUGUCAGCCAUCAACCAAAUGGUCGAGGAAGCCAAGAUGCAUGCUGGCAGUGACCCAGGAGUACCACUCAAGUCCUUGGGAAUGUCGCUGAGCGGUGGGGAGCAGAAAGAAGCCAUCAGCAAACUGGUUCAGCUCCUGAGGGACAGGUACCCAAACCUGAGUGAGAUGUACUACAUCACCACGGAUGCGAUGGGAGGGAUAGCCACUGCCACCAAUAGGGGCGGAAUCGUGCUGAUCUCGGGAACGGGCUCCAACUGCAAGCUCGUCAAUCCUGACGGGUCUGAGAUCGGCUGUGGAGGCUGGGGUCAUAUGCUGGGGGACGAGGGAUCUGCUUAUUGGAUAUCCCACUUGGCUAUCAAGACUGUGUUUGACGUCACAGAUAACUUCAAGCUCGCACCCUAUGACAUCUCGCUGGUACAGAAGGCCAUGUACGAUUACUUCCAGAUAUCCAAUCGGAUGGACCUCCUUACUCACUUCUAUCGGAACUUUGAGAAAUCUAAAAUUGCUGGACUUUGUCAAGUACUAGCCAAAGUGGCAAAAGAUGGAGAUGCGUUGAGCUGCAGUGUGUUCAGAAGAGCAGGACAGGAAUUGGCUCAGCACAUCGUGGCUGUGAUACCGGCUGCAGACAAGAUACUUUUUGAGGGGGAGCUUGGUCUACCGAUAGUCUGCGUGGGAUCUGUUUGGAACAGCUGGGACCUGCUCAAAGAUGGGUUUCUCGAGGUGCUGGCGGAAGCGAGGCAGAAGCCGGAGGGGAGACUGCUGUCCAAGUUCUCCCUGAUGAAGCUGAAGCAGCCAUCGGCGGUUGGAGCAGCCAGUCUUGGCGCCAAGCACACUGGUUACGAUUUACCAGUGCGGUACACCAAUAAUGUGACAGUCUUCUACACGCACUGCUACCAACCCCAGUGAACCUGCCGUCGUGGGGGCACACGGGUCAUGUGGCCUUGACCAGGGAGCUUGCUUAAUCAGGGAUGUAAAUAUGACGUAAUUAUGGACACUCAGUGAUUCCUUUCCAUGCCCGUACUUUAGAUGUUUACCAACCAAAAAUUUAAUUGCAAACUAAUCAAUCACGUCCUUAUCAGUUACACAGUCCUGGAAAACAAUAUCAUUCACUUUCUGCCCCACUCUCAGGGCAACACUUAAACAGGGGUGGGAAUUAAUGCGCACAAGUUUCAGUCCUGCACAACUGCGAUCUGAUCUUCAGGUACCAGGCGAGGGGGUCAGCAUCAGGAUGACAGGUGUGGGGGGAUCACCUUUAGGUGACAGGCAUGUGGGGGGGGGGUGAGGUCACCAUUAGGCACUGGCUGCGCGGGGUUACUAUUAAGUGCCGACCCAAGUGUGGAACGGGGAGGUGAAUGGGCCACCUUUCACACCCACAACCCAUGUACUGGCUUGGUCUGUAUGAAGGUGUGGGAGAUGUGUUUGUGGAGUGUUUUCCAUCUUUUGCACUUUGUGUUUUCUGAUGGUAGAAAGAGGCCAUUUGGUCCUUCAAGCCCAUGUCAGCUCAGUCUCAUUCUUUCCCUUAUUUUCUGUCUGUCUCCAUGAUCUUCCUGCCAUCCCCUAACACGCAAAGUGUAUUUUACAGCAGGUGAUUAGUCUGCCAACACCCCCUGCCCCACUCCUCGACUCCCACAAUUGCGAGGUAGGAGGGAGGUGGAACACACAGGGGAAACUCAUAUGGUCUCCGAGAGAACGUUGACAGCACCUGAUGUCGGAAUCGAACCUGGAGGGUGUCUGAAGGACAUGUAACAAUUACUGACUGACCCAGUCGGCUCAUGGGUCUACAGAAUGGGUCAGCGAAAACAAAAUAGUGACGUGCACCCUUAUAACAUUCCUGAAGAGAACUGUGUUUUAUUGGUGAUUGUCAGAAUAUAUUUGCACUUCCAUGAUGGAUAACGUUGUGAAACAUGAAAAUGGUUGUCUGUGUUUUCUUUAACUCACUUCAUUUGUUCGAUCUGCACCUAGGCAGAGGGAGGGCCUGUUGAGCUGUCGAAGGGUUAGGAGGGACACU
Messenger RNA from Hypanus sabinus (Atlantic stingray), 2200 nucleotides. RefSeq names its product N-acetylglucosamine kinase (gene nagk). The record is from RefSeq and is a predicted model, not a curated record. The transcript has 10 exons. NCBI's taxonomy places the organism in Eukaryota, Metazoa, Chordata, Chondrichthyes, Myliobatiformes, Dasyatidae. Gene Ontology annotation, molecular function: N-acetylglucosamine kinase activity. Bases 34 to 1098 code for a protein of 354 amino acids.